GUUUCCGGUGUUGUGUGUAUGUUCCUGGAAACAUGGCGGCCAGCUUCCGCGGCCGUCCUAUCCGGAGUCUUCGGAUGCGAGGUCGGAAUGACAGCGGGGAGGAGAACGUCCCGCUGGAUCUCACCAGAGAACCGUCAGAAAACUUCCGGGAAAUCCUUCAAAAUGUGGCCAAACCGCACGGAGUCAGUAACAUGCGCAAACUGGGCCACCUGAACAACUUCAUAAAGCUGCUAUGCAGCAUCAGCCACCGCGAGGAGAACUUUGGCUUUACUUACGAAGAAAUCAUUAUUUGUCUGCGACUGGCUCUUCUGAAUGAGGCGAAGGAAGUGCGUGCGGCAGGCCUGCGGGCGCUGCGUUACCUCAUCAGAGACACCAGCGUGCUGCAGAAGGUCCUCCGGCUGCAGGUGGACUACUUGAUAGCCAGAUGCAUCGACAUCCAGCAGAGCAACGAGGGCGAGCGGACUCAGGCUCUGAGGCUCGUCAGAAAGAUCAUCACCGUCAACGCCAUGCUGUUCCCCUCCUCUGUUGCUAACUCCCUCAUCGCCGUGGGAACGGACGGACUCCAGGAGAGAGACCGCAUGGUCCGCGCAGCCAUCGCCAUCGUGUGUGAGCUCGCUCUGAAGAACCCAGAGGUGGUGGCUAAGCGUGGUGGCCUCAGCACCAUCCUGAAGAGCGUCAUCGACUGUCAGCUGAGCCGCAUCAACGAGGCUCUGAUCACCACCAUCCUCCAUCUGCUCAACCACCCCCGCACCAGGCAGUACGUACGGGUAGACGUGGAGCUGGAGCAAAUCCUCGCACCUUUCACAGACUUCCACUACCGUCACAACGCUGACACGACUGAAGGGCAGCUCAAGGAGGACCGAGAGGCCCGGUUCCUGUCCAGCAGGAUGGCCAUCGUGGCGGCCUUCCGCUCCUGGUCUGGGAUCAUCAACCUGUGCAAGGCUGGCAACUCAGGCAUCCAGUCUCUCAUCGGCUUACUGUGCAUCCCAAACAUGGAGGUUAGGAAAGGCUUGUUGGAGGUGUUAUAUGAGAUCUUCAGGCUCCCCGUGCCCAUCGCUACUCCAGACUUCACCGAAGCUCUGCUAAGUGUUGACCCCGCCAGGUUCCAGGACACCUGGAGACUCUCUGAUGGGUUUCUGGCUGCCGAGGCCAAAGUCAUCCUACCCCACCGGGCCCGCUCCAGGCCUGAUCUGAUGGACAACUACCUGGCUUUUGUUCUGUCAGCCUUCAUCUCCAGUGGGCUGUUAGAGGGUCUGGUGGAGGUUGUGACCAGCAGUGAUGAUCAGCUGGCUGUGAGAGCCACCAUCCUCCUGGGAGAACUCCUACACAUGGCCAACACCAUCCUCCCCCACUCCCACAGUCACCACCUGCACUGCCUCCCCACCCUCAUCAACAUGGCCGCCUCCUUCGACAUCGCACAGCAGAAGAGACUUCGGGCGAGUGCAGCCGUCAACAACCUGAAGCGUUUCCAUGAGAAGAAGAAGAAAGGUCUGAAGCCCCACAGUCUGUACCUGGACCACAUCCUCCGCAAGUCGGCCUCCUCCCCCGGGCGCCGAGACACGCCCUCACGGGUCCACCGGGACAUCUACGCCAUCAAGGACACAGAGGAGGCUCUGAUGCUGAACCUGAGAGACAGUCAGAUCCUCAACCACAAGCAGAACCUGGAGUGGAACUGGCUGCUGAUCGCCACCAUCCUAAAGUGGCCCCACGUAAACCUCAGGAACAACAAAGACGAACUAAUGCACAAGUUUGUGCGUCGGCUGCUCUACUUCUAUAAGCCGAGCAGUAAACUGUAUGCAGCGCUGGCGUUGGAUCACCCGAAGGCUCGCCAGCUCACCGUGGUCGGCUGUCUGUUCAUCGAGUUCCUCAUGGAGUCAGACGAGGACGGCCAGGGGUACCUGGAGGACUUGGUGCGGGACAUGGUCUCGUGGCUGUCGGCCUCCUCGGGGCUGAAGCCCGAGCGCUGUCUCCAGAGCAACGGGCUGCUCACCACGCUCAGCCAGCACUACUUCCUGUUCCUGGGGACCUUGUCUGCACACGCACACGGAGUCAAACUGCUGGAGAAGGGUGGCCUGUUCCAGAGCCUGCUGAACCUGGUCUCGGUGAAGAACCAGGAUGCGGUGCUGAAGCUGGCUGUUUCCACGCUGGACUACAGCAGAGAUGGUCUGGCCCGGGUCAUCCUCUCCAAGAUCCUCACCGCUGCUACUGAUGUGUGCCGGCUCUAUGCCACCAAGCAGCUGCGAGUGCUGCUGCGAGCCAGCGUGGAGUUCUUCAGCAGCUGGGGGAUGGAGCUGCUCGUCACUCAGCUGCACGACCACAGCAAGGCCGUCUCCAUGGAGGCGCUGGACAUCCUGGACGAGGCCUGCGAGGACAAGGCUAACCUCCACGCUCUGAUCCAGCUGAAACCAGCUCUGUCCCACCUGGGAGACAAAGGCCUGCUGCUGCUCCUCCGGUUCCUGUCCAUCCCCAAAGGGUUCUCCUACCUCAACGAGAGAGGAUACGUCAGCAAACAGCUCGACAAAUGGCACAAGGAAUACAACCUGAAGUACGUGGACCUGAUAGAGGAGCAGCUCAACGAAGCGCUCACAACGUACCGCAAACCUGUCGACGGAGACAACUACGUCAGACGCAGCAACCAAAGGUUACAGAGACCAAAUGUGUAUCUGCCCGUGCACCUGUACGGUCAGCUGGUCCACGAUAAGACGGGCUGCCACCUGCUGGAGACUCAGAGUGUGGUACCUGACCUCAGCUACACAGUCCGCUCCCCGAUGCUGGACACCUGGGAGGGAAUCAAGCAGCUGAAGGCAGCUCUCUGGGCACUGGGAAACAUCGGCUCGUCUAACUGGGGUCUGAACCUGCUGCAAGAGGAGAACGUGGUCCCAGACAUCCUGGCACUGGCUCAACACUGUGACGUUCUCUCAGUCAGAGGGACCUGUGUCUACGUGCUGGGUGUGAUCUCGAAGACGCGGCAGGGCUGCGAGCUGCUGAAGGCGUUGGGCUGGGACGCGGUGCGCCACAGCCGCCGUACGCUGUGGCCCGUGACCCCGGAGGAAGUGGACACCCAGCUGACCUCGGAGCUCUCCUCGGUGCCGAGCACGCUCAGCCUCAACUCCGAGUCCACCAGCUCGCGCCACAACAGCGAGAGCGAGUCUCAGCCAAACAUGUACAUCCUGGACGACGACAAGUGCGACUCUCUCGACCAAUCGGACGAGCCUCCCUUCUACCUCCACUCCAAGCCGGCGAAGGAUCGCAGCCCGUUCACCAUCCUGGCGUCGACGCGCUUCGCGCGCGCGCUUCCUGAACUCGCUGUCCCUCCCCAGCAAGAAGCUGCGCUCCACCAGCGACCCCAAGUCGCUGUCGUCCUCGGGCGCCCGCACGCCCACGGAGCCCAGGUCCGCCGGCGGCGUGCGGCGGAACCGCACGGUGACGGAGCCCUCGGCGUACAGCCCGAGCCAGGAGGUGUUCGCCCCGGUGUUUAACGGCAGGGGCGUGCCGAAGAGCCCCACGGUCAGCCUGGAGACCUCCUUCGUAGGGACCCGAGGAGGCUCCGAGGAGCAGCUGGUGGAU
Messenger RNA from Perca flavescens (yellow perch), 3567 nucleotides. Its product is annotated as rapamycin-insensitive companion of mTOR. The record is from RefSeq and is a predicted model, not a curated record. Bases 33 to 3479 code for a protein of 1148 amino acids. Gene Ontology annotation, molecular function: protein serine/threonine kinase activator activity. Gene Ontology annotation, cellular component: TORC2 complex. NCBI's taxonomy places the organism in Eukaryota, Metazoa, Chordata, Actinopteri, Perciformes, Percidae. The transcript is spliced from 31 exons. Gene Ontology annotation, biological process: positive regulation of phosphatidylinositol 3-kinase/protein kinase B signal transduction; TORC2 signaling.